AUGGCUAGGCCUGGUCUAUUGGCCUUGGCCAUUAUUUUCACGGCGGAGCUCACUUGCUCCUCCGUCUCUGCCACGGCUCGGCACCUCACUUCCUCAAAUCCCUCUCCUUCUGUCCCUUUUUUGGCUAAACAAGAUGCUACCCAAACCAAUCCUCUCCUUUUGGAUUGGGACAUUCCCCCUUAUGACCUUAUUAAACCUGAUCAUUUGGUUCCCGGUGUCAAAACAAUUGUCUCUCAGUUGGAAAAAGAUCUUGCAGCACUAGAGUCAGCAGCGCAACCGGAUUAUAUUUCAUUAGUGCGGCCAUUGGAAAAGAUCUAUGAUCGGAUUCAAGUGUUCGCUUAUAUGAUGGCAAACUAUAUGCGAUUUGAUUUAGUAAACUUUGCUGAUCCUGCUGGCACUGCUUCUGACUUGUUGGAUGAUUUGGAGACCAAGCUGUGGACAAGCGUUCCGAUUCUUAAUGCCUUCAAAGCUAUUCAAGCCUCUUCUUCUUAUUCAACAUUAACUAAGUCUCAGCAAAGUGUUGUCAAACUUUACUUGGAGCAAGCAAAACAAAAUGGUGUUGAACUCAGUGCUGCAGAUAAACAGAAAGUCAAGCAAAUCAAGGAGCAACUGGACACAUUGGGAGAACAAUACGCAGGAAAUUCAGUUGCAGAUUACUAUGUUGUGCAAGAUAUGGCUCAGAAAAAAUCAGUCAGUGUUCUACCUACCACUUUAACAGAUAUGUCUGGAAACCUGAGUUCACUAACGGGUUUAGCAGAGAACACACUUGGCAAAAUCUGUUUCCCUGCUGAUUCAGAUUUGGGUCCCACUUCUCUCAUUAAUCAUGCUUGUGAUCGUUCUUUGCGUCAAGAGUUUUAUCUUGCAGACAUUCAGAAAUCAUCCUCCGGAAGCACAGAUAAUGGUGCAGUCAUUGAGCAAAUGCUGACACUUAGACACGAUCUUGCUAAACUUCUUGGAUAUGAUAGUUUUGCUAAGAUGACAUUGGGGGCGAAAUUGGAAAUGGUUGAAGGUGUUCUUGAAAAUCUAAGAAAAGCCUCAAAAGCUUUGUCAACUGAAGACAUUGAUGAUCUUAAGAGCUUUGUUCAAAGCGUAGAUCCAAGCGCGGCCAGUGAUUUGAAACAAUGGGAUGUUGGGUACUGGAAGUGGAUAAAAAACGCUGGUGAUCCAAAGUUCAUAGAUGAGUAUCAAGAUUCUGUGACUCCAUAUUUCACUCUGGAAGCACUAAUUAACCAAGUUUUUGCCACCGUAAAGAAAAUGUUUGGUGUUGUCAUUGAACCCGCAGAUGGCCAAGCUCCAGUAUGGCAUGAAGAUGUGAGAUUUUUCAUUGUGAAAGAUAGCGAAGGCCAACCUCUUGGACAUCUCUUUCUUGAUCCAUACUAUCGAGCAGGAAAAUAUGGUGGUUUUUGGACUAGUGAAAUCAUUGUGCAUAGCAAGACACUUACUCGUCCUGGUCAAUCAGUUAGAUUACCGGCUUAUUUGAUUGGAGCAGCAUACACCGCUCCCACUCCUAACACUCCCACUCUCAUGGGAUUCUACGAGGUUUUUAUAAUUGUUUAUUUAAACGUCAUUUAUGUUAUUUGGUUCUAG
Molecule: messenger RNA, 1587 nt
Organism: Dioscorea cayenensis subsp. rotundata (Guinea yam)
Lineage: Eukaryota; Viridiplantae; Streptophyta; Magnoliopsida; Dioscoreales; Dioscoreaceae
Product: organellar oligopeptidase A, chloroplastic/mitochondrial-like
Exons: 11
Coding region: 1-1587 (528 amino acids)
Biological process (GO): peptide metabolic process; proteolysis
Molecular function (GO): metalloendopeptidase activity
Source: RefSeq, a predicted model, not a curated record